This is a messenger RNA of Myotis myotis, 1452 nucleotides long. It is a transcript of the gene UBB, whose product is annotated as ubiquitin B. Gene Ontology annotation, biological process: protein ubiquitination; modification-dependent protein catabolic process. Gene Ontology annotation, molecular function: protein tag activity; ubiquitin protein ligase binding. Gene Ontology annotation, cellular component: cytoplasm; nucleus. The record is from RefSeq and is a predicted model, not a curated record. The coding region runs from base 164 to 1309 and encodes 381 amino acids. The transcript has 2 exons. Lineage: Eukaryota; Metazoa; Chordata; Mammalia; Chiroptera; Vespertilionidae.
GCGGCUACGUAGGAGUGAUUAGCCCACAACAGACGUUGCAUAAAUUUCAGCUCCGCCUAGCCGGAACUUGCAGACGCGCCAGACGUUGUAGGGGCUGUGUCGUUGUUGAGGAGACUCGACGGGUUUGGACUUGCGGUAUUUUCGCACUCGCUAACAGGUCAAAAUGCAAAUCUUCGUGAAGACCCUGACCGGCAAGACCAUCACCCUGGAGGUGGAGCCCAGUGACACCAUUGAGAAUGUUAAAGCCAAGAUCCAGGAUAAGGAAGGCAUCCCCCCUGACCAGCAGAGGCUCAUCUUUGCAGGCAAGCAGCUGGAAGAUGGCCGCACUCUUUCUGAUUACAACAUCCAGAAAGAGUCCACCCUGCACCUGGUCCUGCGUCUGAGGGGUGGUAUGCAGAUCUUCGUGAAGACCCUGACCGGCAAGACCAUCACCCUGGAGGUGGAGCCCAGUGAUACCAUUGAGAAUGUGAAGGCCAAGAUCCAGGAUAAGGAAGGCAUCCCUCCCGACCAGCAGAGGCUCAUCUUUGCAGGCAAGCAGCUGGAAGAUGGCCGCACUCUUUCUGAUUACAACAUCCAGAAAGAGUCUACCCUGCACCUGGUCCUGCGUCUGAGGGGUGGUAUGCAGAUCUUCGUGAAGACCCUGACCGGCAAGACCAUCACCCUGGAGGUGGAGCCCAGUGAUACCAUUGAGAAUGUGAAGGCCAAGAUCCAGGAUAAGGAAGGCAUCCCUCCCGACCAGCAGAGGCUCAUCUUUGCAGGCAAGCAGCUGGAAGAUGGCCGCACUCUUUCUGAUUACAACAUCCAGAAAGAGUCUACCCUGCACCUGGUCCUGCGCCUGAGGGGUGGUAUGCAGAUCUUUGUGAAGACCCUGACCGGCAAGACCAUCACCCUGGAGGUGGAGCCCAGUGAUACCAUUGAGAAUGUGAAGGCCAAGAUCCAGGAUAAGGAAGGCAUCCCUCCCGACCAGCAGAGGCUCAUCUUUGCAGGCAAGCAGCUGGAAGAUGGCCGCACUCUUUCUGAUUACAACAUCCAGAAAGAGUCCACCCUGCACCUGGUCCUGCGUCUGAGGGGUGGUAUGCAGAUCUUCGUGAAGACCCUGACCGGCAAGACCAUCACCCUGGAGGUGGAGCCCAGUGAUACCAUUGAGAAUGUGAAGGCCAAGAUCCAGGAUAAGGAAGGCAUCCCUCCCGACCAGCAGAGGCUCAUCUUUGCAGGCAAGCAGCUGGAAGAUGGCCGCACUCUUUCUGAUUACAACAUCCAGAAAGAGUCCACCCUGCACCUGGUCCUCCGUCUGAGGGGUGGCUGUUAAUUCUUCAGUUUUGCAUUCAUAGUGCCAGUGAUGGCACUACUGCAUUCUAGCCAUUUGCCCCAAUUUAAGUUUAGAAAUUACCAGUUCAGUAAUAACUGAAUCUGUUCAAAAUGUUAAUAAAAGUUUUGUUGCAUGGUAGCAUA